Megalopta genalis is the source of this 7963-nucleotide messenger RNA. It is a transcript of the gene ACC, whose product is annotated as acetyl-CoA carboxylase. Gene Ontology annotation, molecular function: metal ion binding; acetyl-CoA carboxylase activity; ATP binding. Gene Ontology annotation, cellular component: mitochondrion. The record is from RefSeq and is a predicted model, not a curated record. Lineage: Eukaryota; Metazoa; Arthropoda; Insecta; Hymenoptera; Halictidae. Gene Ontology annotation, biological process: fatty acid biosynthetic process.
AUGGGCAGUCCCCGUUCGGCUGGUCGACAUAUCGCUGAAGAGAGGCCACGGUUCGUCGUCGAGCAGCUCGUCUCGGCGUCGCGAAAGCGUCGGCCGUAAAGGCGAGCCGUCGCGGCCGCGGCCGACGGCUCGUUCGGUCGUGUGUCCGGCGACCCUUGAACCCCGUCGUCCGGUCUCUUUUUCCCCGUAUCGUUCGUUCGCGGGCUCUCCGCGGCCGUUUCCCGGCCGCCGAUUUCCUCUCCUCGGCAGCGGACGUAGACGGCGGCCGCGACGUCGCCGGCGGGCCUGAUACACGCCGCCAGUGCCUCGUCGUAUCUCCUUUCGUGCUCCUCGUGGUGAAACACGGUCGUCUUGAUAAAGCCGCGGCGACGAUGAUCAGGAUCUAGCGAGACCACAGCGGCUAGACGCGCGGCCAGCACGCUCUCGCCGACGAACGAACGACACCGACGCGAACACCAACCAGUGCACCAGCCGAAACAACCGUCGGCACCGAAAUCCGGACGACACGACCGACACGAAAACACACCGAUCACGGUCCACGAGUAGUGCUUCUUGCGGAGAAAUCGUCGCGAGCCGAGAGCAGAGAGCGCGCGCGCGCGCUAUCGUCGCGAAUAGUGUUCUACGCGGAGCCGCGCGGACGACGGCGAAUCUUCUCUUUUCUUCCGACGAUUUCAGACCCGUCCAAGGUUAGAAACGCGAACGAACGAACGUACGAAAGGCCGACCACGGCCGGGAGAAAUUAAAGGCAACGCAACCCUGCCAGAAGGCCGAACAAUCGAGGAAUCAGCGACGAGACCGUAUCUGGUAUGAUUCGGGGACUUCUGGACACUUUCCUCGGUAACGCCGACCGCGUAUACAGUGAGCUCGGCCAUCAGGAAUCGGGAGAGGACGUUAUUGUCAAGUCCCCCGGUACCAUGUCGGAAAAUCCAGUAAGCUUCGUGGUCGGGGCGCCCGAUCCGUCCGAGGAAUUGGAGAUCGAGGAUAUCUUCCCGUCGGAGGGGUUCGAUCCAAGCUCCAUCCAGAUGCCGCAGAAUGAGUAUCCGGGAUUGGUUGAACGCCGCAGGCGGCUCAGGCCCAGCAUGUCGCAGGGCACGGUGAUGAUCCAGACCCAGAGUAGGCUGCAUGAGAAGGACUUCACUAUUGCCACACCCGAGGAAUUCGUUCACCGUUUCGGCGGUACCAAAGUCAUCAAUAAGGUGCUGAUCGCGAACAACGGAAUAGCGGCAGUGAAAUGCAUGCGUUCGAUACGUCGUUGGUCCUACGAGAUGUUCAAGAUCGAGCGGGCCGUUCGGUUCGUCGUGAUGGUCACGCCGGAGGAUCUCAAAGCGAACGCGGAGUACAUCAAAAUGGCAGAUCAGUAUGUUCCUGUACCCGGAGGCACGAACAACAACAAUUACGCGAACGUAGAGCUGAUCGUCGACAUCGCCAUUCGGCUUCAGGUCCAGGCGGUGUGGGCUGGAUGGGGUCACGCGUCCGAGAAUCCGAAGUUGCCGGAGUUGCUUCACAAGAACAACAUCAGCUUCAUCGGGCCGUCCGAGAGAGCUAUGUGGGCCCUCGGUGACAAGAUCGCCUCAAGUAUAGUGGCGCAAACCGCCGAUGUGCCGACAUUACCGUGGUCAGGAUCGGAGCUGACGGCUCAGUACAGCGGGAAGAAGAUAAAGAUAUCGUCGGAACUGUUCAAAAAAGGAUGCGUCUCGACGGUGGAAGAAUGUUUGGCGGCAGCGAACAAGAUCGGUUUUCCGGUAAUGGUGAAAGCCAGCGAAGGUGGUGGUGGCAAGGGCAUCAGAAAAGUAGAGAACGCCGAAGAAUUGCCUACGUUGUUUAGACAGGUACAAACCGAGAUACCUGGGUCUCCCAUAUUUAUUAUGAAACUGGCAAAGUGUGCGCGCCACUUGGAAGUUCAAUUAUUAGCAGAUAAUUAUGGAAACGCGAUAUCGUUGUUCGGUCGUGAUUGCUCCAUUCAGAGAAGACAUCAGAAAAUUAUUGAAGAAGCGCCAGCCGUAAUUGCCAAACCGGAAGUGUUCGAAGAGAUGGAGAAGGCCGCUGUUAGAUUGGCCAAAAUGGUUGGAUACGUCAGCGCAGGUACUGUGGAAUACCUGUACGACACUUCUGGGCGAUAUUACUUCUUGGAGUUGAAUCCGCGUCUGCAAGUGGAGCAUCCCUGCACGGAGAUGGUGUCUGACGUCAAUUUACCGGCUGCCCAGCUUCAAAUCGCUAUGGGAUUGCAGCUUCAUCACAUCAAGGAUAUUCGUCUUCUUUAUGGCGAAAGUCCAUGGGGUGACAGCAUUAUUGAUUUCGAUCAGCCGCGGCACAAACCGCAACCAUGGGGUCACGUAAUAGCGGCAAGAAUUACUAGUGAAAAUCCGGACGAAGGUUUCAAACCAAGUUCCGGUACUGUCCAAGAACUGAACUUUAGAUCCUCGAAGAACGUAUGGGGCUACUUCUCAGUAGGCGCUUCUGGCGGUCUUCAUGAAUUCGCGGACUCGCAGUUCGGUCACUGUUUCUCUUGGGGAGAAGAUCGUAAUCAAGCUAGAGAAAAUUUGGUCAUUGCUCUGAAGGAGUUGAGCAUCAGGGGUGACUUUAGAACAACCGUCGAAUAUCUGAUCACAUUACUAGAAACAGAAUCCUUCCAGCAGAAUAAUAUAGACACAGCUUGGCUUGAUCUAUUAAUUUCUGAACGUGUUAGAAGCGAAAAGCCGGACGUAUUGCUAGCUGUAACCUGCGGCGCUCUUCAUAUAGCUGAUAGAACUAUCACAGCUGCUUUCAGUGGAUUCCAAACUGCAUUAGAGAAGGGACAGAUACAAGCUGGUAAUGACUUGGAGAACGUAGUCGACGUUGAACUCAUUAACGAUGGGUACAAAUACAAAGUACAAACAGCCAAAUCAGGACCCAACAGUUACUUUCUUAGCAUGAAUGGUUCUUACAAAGAGGUAGAAGUACAUCGACUCUCGGACGGCGGUCUGCUGCUCUCUCUGGACGGAGCUAGUUUCACUACCUACAUGAGAGAGGAGGUCGACCGUUAUAGAAUUGUAAUAGGAAACCAAACUUGCGUCUUCGAGAAAGACAACGAUCCAUCUUUGUUGCGAUCACCUUCGGCCGGGAAGUUGAUCAGCUUUCUGGUUGAGGACGGCGGUCACGUAAACGCCGGACAGGCUUACGCGGAGAUCGAAGUAAUGAAAAUGGUAAUGUCGGUGACCGCUAGCGAAGCUGGAAGCGUUUUCUAUAUCAAGAGACCUGGCGCGGUCCUCGACGCUGGUACUCUGAUUGCGCAUUUAGAGUUAGACGACCCAAGUCUAGUAACCAAAGCCCAGGACUACACUGGCCAGUUCCCGGAAACCGAAGCUCCUGCUAUCUCGGAGAAAUUGAACCAUCUUCAUGCUAAGUACAGAGAGGGUUUGGAGAACAUUUUGGGCGGAUAUUGCUUGCCCGAUCCGUACCAUCUACCGCGCGUACGCGAACUUCUCGAGAUGUUUAUGAACUCGUUGCGCGACCCUAGUUUGCCUUUGCUCGAACUGCAAGAGGUGAUCGCCACGAUAUCCGGCAGAAUUCCAAUUUCUGUUGAGAAGAAAAUUAGGAAAUUGAUGUCCCUGUACGAAAGGAAUAUCACCUCUGUUUUAGCACAAUUUCCUAGUCAGCAGAUCGCCGCUGUGAUCGAUGGACACGCGGCGUCGCUAUCGAAGCGAUCCGAACGGGACGUUUUCUUCUUGACCACGCAAGCUAUUGUUCAGUUGGUACAAAAAUAUCGGAACGGCAUACGUGGAAGAAUGAAGACCGCCGUUCACGAACUUCUCAGGCUCUACUACACCGUCGAGUCCCAAUUCCAGCAAGGUCACUACGACAAAUGUGUUUCAGCAUUGAUAGACGAAUACAAGGAUGACGUGGCUACAGUGACAGGAAUGAUUUUCAGUCACAACCAAGUUACCAAGAAGAACGUCCUAGUUACUAUGCUAAUCGAUCACAUUUGGGCGAACGAGCCCGGCCUCACGGACGAGCUGUCCAGUACAUUGACAGAGUUGACUAGCUUGAAUCGUACAGAACAUAGCAGAGUUGCGUUACGGGCCAGACAGAUCUUGAUCGCUGCCCAUCAGCCUGCUUACGAAUUGAGACACAACCAAAUGGAGUCUAUAUUCUUGUCGGCAGUGGACAUGUACGGUCACGAUUUCCACCCGGAGAAUCUGCAGAAACUAAUUCUCUCCGAGACAUCGAUCUUCGAUAUUCUACACGAUUUCUUUUAUCAUACCAAUCGGACGGUCUGCAACGCCGCGUUGGAAGUCUACGUUAGAAGAGCCUACAUUAGUUACGAAUUGACCUGUUUGCAGCAUUUGGAAUUGUCCGGCGAGGUUCCUCUCGUACACUUCCAGUUUCUGUUGCCCAUUAAUCAUCCGAACCGGCAGAGUCAGUCUUCGGUGAAUCACAGGAUCGGAGCCAUGGCAGCUUUCCAAGACAUGGAACAAUUCAUCAGAUAUUCCGACGAGGUGCUCGAUCUGUUGGAAGACCUCUCUUCGCCGAGCUCGAUAUCCGCCAAAGUUCUGGAAGCAGUGGAUGCGGCUGGCAGCGAAUCCAGGCAUAGCACGUCCAUAAACGUGUCUAUGAGUAACGCGGAACCCGUCGUUGCGGUUGAACUGGGCGAGAGGCCUGCCGAACCGGUGCACAUCCUUAGCGUCGCCGUCCAAGACAACGUAGAGAAUCACGAUGACGAAUCGUUGGCGCAAGUGUUCGGAGGCUGGUGUACCUCGAACAAAGAAGAACUGAUCUCGCGAGGUAUCAGAAGAGUAACGUUCGCUGUUUUGAAGAAGAGGCAAUUCCCGAAAUUCUUCACCUUCCGUCAGAGGGACGGUUUCUUGGAGGACAAGAUUUAUCGGCACCUCGAGCCAGGGUGCGCGUUCCAGUUGGAAUUGAACCGAAUGAGAACCUACGACCUAGAAGCUCUACCUACCUCAAACCAAAAGAUGCAUCUUUAUCUUGGCCACGCGAAGGUCGCCAAAGGGCAACAAGUCACCGAUUAUCGGUUCUUCAUCCGUUCUAUCAUAAGACACUCCGAUCUAAUUACCAAAGAGGCCAGUUUCGAUUAUCUUCAGAACGAAGGUGAACGGGUUUUAUUGGAGGCCAUGGACGAAUUGGAAGUCGCCUUCUCGCAUCCGCUCGCUAAGCGUACCGAGUGCAAUCACAUAUUCCUGAACUUUGUUCCCACGGUCAUCAUGGACCCAGCGAAAAUGGAAGAGAGCGUGAACGAUAUGGUUCUGAGAUACGGUUCUCGGUUGUGGAAACUGAGGGUACGUCAUGCCGAGAUCAAAAUGGCAAUUCGUCCAGCUCCGGGCAAGCCGGCAAGCAUCAUACGCUUGUGCAUCGCCAAUGACAGCGGUUAUAGCAUAGACUUGCAUCUGUACACAGAGGUGACAGAUCCAAAGACUGGUAUUAUUCGCUUCGAGUCCACCGACCUGCGGAAGUCGGGAUCCAUGCAUGGUCUGCAGAUUUCCACGCCAUAUUUAACCAAAGAUUAUCUUCAAGCAAAACGAUUCCAGGCUCAAAGCGCCGGUACGACAUACGUGUAUGAUUUGCCUGAUAUGUUCAGGCAACAAACCGAAAAGAUCUGGCAGAAGUACAUAGAAGAGAGGUCGAACUGCAAUAUAACUGUUCCAAAUCCAGUGAUGGAUUGCGUAGAAUUGGUCAUGGAGGGUGACAAUUUAGUGGAGCAAAAGCGACUUCCCGGUGAAAAUAAUGUUGGCAUGGUGGCUUGGAGAUUAAAACUGUACACACCUGAAUAUCCGGAGACUGGCCGGGACAUUAUAUUGAUAGCAAACGACUUGACCUAUUUAAUCGGUUCCUUUGGUCCGAAAGAAGACUUGGUAUUCUGCAGAGCAUCCGAAAGAGCCAGACAGCUUGGCAUUCCCAGAGUUUAUUUCUCUGCGAAUUCUGGAGCGCGCAUUGGUCUGGCGGAAGAAGUGAAGGCGCUCUUUAAAAUCUGCUGGGAAGAUGAGAACGAACCGGAGAAAGGAUUUAAAUAUAUUUAUUUGACACCGGACGACUAUGCUCGGUUAGCGCCGCUUAAUUCCGUGAAGGCUUCGUUGAUCGAAGAUCGGGGAGAAUCUCGUUACAAAAUUACGGACGUCAUCGGCAAGGAUGAUGGUCUUGGUGUAGAGAACUUGAAAUACGCCGGCAUGAUCGCUGGCGAAACGUCCAGAGCUUACGACGAGAUAAUUACAAUUUCUAUCGUAUCCUGUAGAGCUAUUGGUAUUGGAGCAUACCUGUUACGUCUUGGACAGAGAGUCAUUCAGAUAGAGAACUCGCACAUUAUCUUGACCGGUUACAAAGCAUUGAAUACCGUAUUGGGUCGCGAAGUGUACGCGAGUAACAAUCAACUGGGUGGUAUACAAAUUAUGCAUUACAACGGUGUGUCCCAUGCAACGGACGAAAGAGACUUGGAUGGUGUCGAAACCGCUUUAAGGUGGUUGAGCUAUUGUCCUAAGUUCAAAGGUGCACCACUUCCUAUACUACCGUCGCCGCUUCCCGAUCCAAUUGACAGAGAAAUCGGUUACGUGCCCACAAAGACAGCCUACGAUCCUAGGUGGAUGCUCGAUGGCAGGCAGUCGCAGAAUGAAAUAAAUGGCUGGGAAAGCGGAUUCUUUGAUCGGGGUUCUUGGCAGGAAAUAAUGAGACCCUGGGCUCAAACUGUGGUAACCGGAAGAGCCCGAUUAGGCGGAAUUCCGUGCGGUGUUAUCGCAGUUGAAACAAGGUGUGUCGAGCUGCAUUUACCAGCUGAUCCUGCCAAUCUCGACUCAGAGGCGAAAACUAUAUCCCAAGCAGGACAAGUAUGGUUCCCUGACAGCGCGUACAAAACUGCCCAAGCUAUCCAAGAUUUUAGGAAAGAAGAGAUACCACUUUUCAUCUUCGCCAACUGGAGAGGAUUCUCUGGUGGAAUGAAAGAUAUGUACGAGCAGAUCAUCAAAUUCGGUGCGUACAUAGUAGACGGUUUACGGGAAUAUUCAAAACCGAUAUUUGUGUAUAUUCCACCUAAUGGAGAAUUACGAGGUGGCGCUUGGGCUGUAGUCGACCCAACUAUAAACCCUCGUUACAUGGAAAUGUUCGCUGACAAUACAAGCAGAGCUGGUGUUCUGGAACCUGAGGGUAUAGUUGAAAUCAAAUUUAGGACGAAAGAUUUAGUUAAAACUAUGCACAGAGUGGAUUCAGUGAUUAUAAAACUCAAGGAAAAAUUAUCUAAUGUAAAUACACCAGAAGAACGAACAGAAAUCGAGUCUAAAAUACGGAAGCGAGAACUGGAAUUAGAACCCAUGUAUCGUCAAGUUGCAGUCCACUUUGCGGAUCUCCACGAUACACCGGAGAGAAUGUUCGAGAAGAGCACGAUUCAUGACAUAAUUCCUUGGCGAAAGGCGCGUAGGUUACUCUAUUGGCGGCUCAGGAGAAGGCUUCUGGAAGAUGAAAUAAGGGAAGAAGUCUUGUCCACCCAGCCGCGUUUCGAUGUCAGGCAAGUUGGUGCGAUGUUGCGGAGAUGGUUCAUAGAAGAUAAAGGCCCGACCGAGUGUUACUUGUGGGAUCAGGAUGAAGCUGCAACCAACUGGUUGGAAAGUCAACGCCAAAGCGAGAACAGUGUUAUUGCACGAAAUAUAACCUGCGUAAAGCAAGAUGCAGUUGUUUCGCAAAUCAAAGAGGCUCUUGAGGCCUGUCCGGAGGUCAGGCUAACUGCAAUCUUGGAAAUCGCCCAUAGGUUACAGCCGACAGAACGCGCGGAAUUGCUUAGGACAUUAUCGCAACUAGAGACCACUGCCCAAGAACAUCAUAAUGACUCGAGUGCCUCGUCUUAAUAUUUUUGAUAAAAUUCACAAGAUUCUCUGCCUAUCCACGUACCUGGUGUAUGUAACUCCGUUAGAAUUAAUUGUACAGACGCUCGUUAUAUCAUCUUGUUAAUAGUAAAUUCUACGGGAAUAGCAUAAUUUCGAAAAGUUAA